AUGAAGGAAGUCAUGAACACUGCCAAGACCAAGACCAAAAUUGGAUUUUGCUCACACUUCAUUAGGGUUAUGGGCACGUAUGAAUAUGGAGCGACGAAUAACAAUGGUGAAAUACUGGUGAAGCUCUGUGCCAUGAACAAUCUGGUCAUAGGAGGGACCCACUUUCCUCACCAUGAAAUCCACAAACCAACAUGGUGCUCACCCAGUGGAGGUAACGAGAACCAGAUUGACCAUUUAAGGAUCAAUGCAGGAUCGCGAAUGGUAAAACUCAUUGGCCGCCUCUGGUGUAUCGAAAUAAUGUUUUUUACCUUCAUGGAUGACCUGGAGCCGGGCAGGAUACAAGAGGCCGAACCUGACCCCUUUCCCCGCUGCAAUGGUGGCUUCAGCACUCGCCAGUCAGUCUCUGUAAUCAUUGAGGCCAUCUUCAACAUCACAAAUGCGUUCAUCGUAAGGAUCACCAGGAUCCUGAAGAAAUACUGUCUACAGACCCAUAAGGAAGAGCUCAAAUCACAAAUUAUGUGGGUCAAAGAUGACCUGGGUCUCAGAUCAGAUGGCACUUACAGGAUUCCCUAUGACCUGGGUCUCAGAUCGGAGGACAUUUACAGGAUUCCCUAUGACCUGGGACUCAGAUCGGAGGACAUUUACAGGAUUCCCUAUGACCUGGGACUCAGAUCGGAGGACAUUUACAGGAUUCCCUAUGAAUGUGGAGCAGCAUUUAUUGAUCAGACAGGACGCACGGUGGAAACCCACAUCAAGCAGCACAGGAGGUAUAUCUGUUUGGGUUACGUGGAGAGAUUGGCGGAAGCAGAGCAUUGCAUUCGCAGUGGCCGUAGGAUUGACUUCGACAUCACAAAAAGAGUGUGCCGUAGGCUGAUACCUUUUAGCCCUGAAAGCAGCAGUCAUUCUGUGAAGAUGUCAAAAUCACCAGUCAAGGGGAAAUCAACUCGAGCUCAGAACACUGAACAGAAUCAUCAAGGGAAAACUAGAAACUCCAGGAAAGAUCCCAUAAAGGAUCCCCAAAUUACAGAACCUAGCCCUGAAAGAGCUUCCUCAUCCCACCCUCACCAAGGAAAGAUGAAGUCAGCAACCAAGCAUUCAGGUCAGCUAAAGAAAAGGCGAGGGUCUCAAAGGAACAAAGAGCAGACGUGUAAACUGGACGACGGGAGUGGGAGCAGACUGGCUCCUACUGCCAGACAGAGUGAGCAAAUAACGGGGGGAGAAGGGGGUGGAAAACCAAACUCGCAGGAAAUAAAAGGAAAAAAGAAACCACAGGCGGACAGGGCAAGGGAAACGCAUAAAACUAGUGCAAAGGAACCUAGAACUAUUGAGAAAAAUUGCAACGAUAAAAGGAGAGAGAAGGAGAUAUUGAAAUCUGGACGCAGUAAGAGCAAAGCAAACAAGGCAGAUAAGAGACAAAAAGGAAAUGAUUGCACAACAACCGACAGUAAGCUGAACUGUCAGACACCAACCAAGCAGAAUAAGGAAAGAGGAAAUAAAGUGAGAGGGGAUGAGAAUAAAGGGAAGAAAUGCCAAAUCUUCAGUAAAGCCAGCAAGCCUGGGCUUGAGUUAACAGAAAGGAAGAAGACCAAAACUAGUGAAAACAAAAGUGGAGCUUCUAACACAAGACUGACAGGAAGAUGUAGAAGGAGGAUCAGCAGUGACUCUACUGAUGAGGACAGUGAGAGUUCAGAAGGGUCUAGUGAGGAGACAACCAAUAGCAGGGAUACUGACAGUGAGAGGACCACAUCUGACACAGGGGCUGACAAGCCCAGCUCUAGAAAGGGUAUUCCCAGGAUAGAAGUUGAGAAGAAAGUUAGCAACCACAGUACAGGCAGUGAGGGUACAGAUGAGGAAGAAGAUGCUGCUAGUGAAGAGCUGGGGAAGGAGGUGGUGAGUGACAGAAGAGCAAGAGAGGGAGGUGACAGCAGAAGUUGUGGUGAGGAUGAUCAACAAUCUCAUUCAGUAACUAAUGAAAGAGGAAACAACAGCAUACAGCAAGUUCCAACCAUUAGCCAGAAUACUGCUGGAAGUAAUGAGGAGGAACAAGAAGAUAAACAGGAGCUCAGCAAUGUGGUGAGUGAUGAUGAACUCGUAGCCAAAGAGGAGGAACAGGUGAAGAUAUGGGAGGCAGAAGAGAGUGAGGCUGGAUAUCCAGAUGAUAUUCUUAAGAGAAGAACAUUACAAAUGGAUGUGAAAAAGAAGAUUAUAGUGGGUAUGAAGGUCAAAGCUAAAGUGGAGAGUAAGGGAAUGGACCAAAUACAGGUCAAGAAGAAAUGUAAAACCAGGGAGAAGUUUGCCAAAGUUCACAUUCAGCACAAGUAUCACACUCAUAUGUGUAAAGCAGUGGAGAGAAGCAGUGCAGAAAAGCCUUGCAAAAAGCAGGAAGGUCAGUCUGAUGGUGAGAAAAGCCAGGAGAAAUUAACUGUCGUGCAACCUGACCCUUCUGCAAGGCUUUCUUUACAUCAGGCACACCUUAUCCAUUGUCUCAAGGCUAAAAGCAGAGACAUCAGAACAAGAUCAAACCAGCAUCUUGCAACAGCUGCAGGAGUGAGUGACAUGUGCCAGUUGCCAGAGGAGGCUGUCAAAUCACACCAAGACCUGUCAGUCGAUGGCUCCUUCACUGAUCAUGCCUCAGUGAAAAGCCCACAGAUAGAUAGAAGCAAUGAAAGUAGUUCUUCAGAAUCAGUAGACCAUGAUGCUGAAAAAAAACAAUCAUCUGCACAGCAUCAGGCGGCUCUGGAUCGCAAGAAGAAAAUUGCAAAGGUGGUAGGAAAGGUGAAGUUGGCAUCUAUCAGGAAGUGUACACCAAAGACUCAGAGAACAGUGGAGACAACGGAUGUGGAAAAUAGCAUGGAAGCCAAACCUGGAACAGGCAGGAUCAAGGGGAAUGCCUGCCGGCGGUUUUCCGCCAUUCGUAGGGUCACUGGAUGGAUUAGCCGCCAGAUUCCCAAUGUCCUUAAGACCAGAUCCAAGCUGGUCACUGUUACCAAUGUGAUUGGAACUACCACGUGGCUUUCAAGGACACUGAGCCUGAGACAGAAGAGCAAAGAGGGGAAGCCGAGCAACUUCAAGAGGCGCAUGGCAAUUCGCCUUGCCAGCACAGUGGGGUUCAGCACCCGAAGGGGUGACCAUCUUCGCAGUUGGAAAGUAGCAUUGAAAGAAGAGGCAGAAGGAGACUGUGGGUUACCAGAGGUAGAUGAGUCUGCCCACAGUAUGGGAGAUGUUGAAGCAAUGGUGUCUGCCGAUAUGCAGAGUGUGCCAAAAGAAGAAGCCAGUGGACAGGAUACAUGCCAUCAGGCUGAGGGCCAGAUUGAAGGUGAGGAAAAGCUGGGUUCUGAUGCCAGGUAUGCAAUUGUGCUGCCACGAGUGCACCAACUGGUCAAGUCAAAAGCAACUGUAUUAGCCAGUUGCAGAAUUGAAAGGAAUCGUGCAGACACUCCACAGCCCUACAAGGCUGCAGCCUCAGCUCAGCCAGACUGCUCCUACCUGGGUGUUGUAAAAAAGCCACAGAAUGAAUUAAGAGAUGAGUUUCAUACUCAAAGGGACAUUGGAGUAUCCAUUUCAGAGAACAGUGAUUCAAAUCUACAACCAAGAGAUACCAGGAAUGAUCCUCAUUAUCUGUGUACAGGCAACCGCACUGGUCCCAUGAACAUGCCACUCAGAAGGGACCAGGACAACAGACAGUUCACCCUGUCGGAUUCUUAUCCACGUCCGUCUUCCCAAUUGAGAAGAGAUCCUUACCGACAGAUCACGUGUGCCUGUGAUGAUGAGGAUUUUCACCACAAGCAGGAAAUCCACUGGGCAGGGAGGAGGCAUUUCAGUAACAAGAACUUGACUUGGUUGGAUUCAGAAACAUUGCUCCCUCAUCCAACUAUUGAGAAUCUGAGCAAAUGGACAGUGUACAAAGAGCAGGGUGUUAGAACACUAAGAAGAGCAGGGCACUGGGAGCCUGAGGACACUGCUGAAGGUAUUCUUGAGAAUGACUUCACAUUAAAACAGCUAGCGUUGAAGGAUGGUCACAACCCUGAGACCAAGGAUGUGGAGGAUCUAUCCAACCUAGAGGAAGUGUGUGAGAGCUCCGUGCUACUUUGCCUGAAGAGGAGAUUCCACAGGGAUAUACAUUACACUUACAUUUGGAACAUUCUGGUUUCAUUGAACCCUUACAAGUGCGUUGGGAUAUACUCCGCAGAAUCUGUUCAACAAUACAGGAGAAAGGAGCUUGCUGAGAAUCCUCCACACAUCUUUGCCAUUGCUGAUGCUGCAUACACAUUGAGCCAGAGAUGUGAGAGAGAGCAGUGUAUCAUCGUCAGUGGACAGAGUGGUUCAGGGAAGACUGAGGCAGCAAAGCUGAUCAUCCGCUACCUGAUGACACUUUACCAGGAAACCAGGGAGGAGCAAAUCUGUCAGGCAACUCAGGCUUUUCCCAUCUUGGAAGCAUUUGGGAAUGCUAAAACUGUCCUGAAUAAUAACUCCAGCAGGUUUGGGAAGCUUCUUUGGAUUCAUAUCCGACAUGGCCUGGUGGUUGGAACCUCAAUAUCCCAUUACCUUCUGGAAAAGUCUAGGCUUGUCUUUCAGGCACACAGUGAGCGUAAUUACCAUGUGUUUUACGAGCUGUUGGGUGGUCUAGAUGAGGAGCUGAAAGAGGUGUUGAGCCUUCAGGAGUCAGAAGCCUACUUCUACCUCAAUCAGGGUGGAGCAUGUGAGAUCACCAGCAAGAAUGAGGAGGAGGGCUUCAGGAGUUUGUUGCACUCUCUGGAGAAGAUUGGAUUGAUGGAAGGCCAGCUGAUGUCAGUGUGGGCUAUUCUGUCUUCCAUUCUGCAACUUGGCAAUGUCUGCUUCACAUCAUAUGAGGAGGGGUCCCAGGAGCUGGCUGUCAUUGUCAGUCACACCGAGACACGGAUCGUGGCCAACCUGCUGCAGGUCUCAUUGGAUGCACUCAACAGCAUCAUCACACAACGGAUGACAGAGACCAGUUAUGACCGGAUUUUUUCACCACUGUCUGUUGAAGGCUCCAUAGAUGCCAGGGACACUAUUGCCAAAGCUCUCUAUUCACUGCUCUUUGAUUGGCUGGUACAACAAAUCAACAAGUGUCUGAUGCCAGCAGAGAUGGAUAGUUCUGUGGGAGUUGUGGAUAUCUAUGGUUUUGAGGAUCUGGGUGUAAACAGUUUUGAACAGCUGUGCAUCAAUUACGCUAAUGAACAGUUGCAGCAGUUCUUCAGCCAAGCGGUGCUCACACAGGAGCAGGAGGAGUACUCUCGGGAACAGAUCAGUUGGGCUUUCAUUCCUGUCUCGGAUCGACAGAGCUGUUUAAACCUCAUCACAGCCAAGCCAAAUGGAAUUCUUCGGAUUCUGGAUGAUCAAACAUGCCUGCCACAGGCAACAGAUCACACUUUUCUGCAGAAAUGCCAUUAUCAACAUAACAACAACCCUUGGUACGUAAAGCCCAAGGUGCCUCUGCCAGUCUUCACAGUCAGACAUUAUGCUGGUGCAGUGACCUACCAGGUCCAUAAAUUCUUGGAUAAGAACCGUGACCAGCUCAGGCCAGAAGUGAUGGAACUGUUUAUACAGAGCAACAAUAAGAUGGUCUCUGACUUGUUCAAGAUGGCGCAGGAGAGUUUUCAUCUGCAGAAGAGAAUUAGGUGCAGGGGUCGAGGUCACCGAAACCAGGCACCAACUGUGGCUGCCAAAUUUCAGAACAGCCUGUUGGAACUGAUCACAAAACUGAGGAGAUCAGGCUUCCUGAUCGCUGACCACUUUGAUAUGGAAUGUGUUGGUUUCCAACUCAGGCAUUCUGGGAUUAUGGAGGCAAUCCAUAUUAGAAAGGAAGGCUAUCCAGUCAGAAUUCCAUUCCUGGACUUUACCAGCAGGUACAGCGUUUUAUUGGGUCAGGUAAAGGACCUUUCCUCGCACCGUGACCUGUGCUCCUCUAUACUAAAGAAGAUCACAAAGGGGACCUCAGGGUCCUAUCAGCUGGGAAAUACCAAGGCCUUUCUGAAGAAGCAAGUUUUCAAUCAGUUGGAAAGUUGCUGGAGAAGAACACAGAACUGGGCAGCAGUCACCAUUCAGAAGAAUAUCCGUGCCUUCAUCAACAGGAGAAACUUCCAGCUCUUCCGGCACAAGAUUGUCAUUGUCCAGUCUCAGAUCAGGGGACACCAGGCCAGGAGUCGGUACAAGAGGAUGAAGAGAGCCUUGGUGCAGUUUGGGGCUGCAGUGGCAAUCUCAAAGGCAGUUGCUUACAGGAGACAGAAUCAGGACACACCAAUCAAGAUAUCGUGGCACCAACGAAUAUAUUCAAGGACCAGGAGAGACGGAGGAGCAGUGGGAAUGGAAGCUGGCCUGCUUGAGAUCCCAGCAAAGUUGGCUGCUCAGUUACAGCUUGCUGAAGUGAAUCCUCAACCCUUUGAGAACCAGGUGACUGAAGUCUCCCCACCACAAGUUAAGGCACUCAUCUAUCACACGCUCCCUGCAGAUGUGAACAGCUACCCCUUCAGUAAUUUCAUCAAUGACCAUUUCCAGGAACCUCACUUUGAAGUUCUGGACCAGCCUCUGCAGCAACCUCUCACUCGACUGCAGGGAGCAGAGCAUCAGGCAGCUUUGGAGCUUUUCAAAUUGGUUCUGCGGUUUCAACAAGAAGAAUUCCUCCAAGGCAGGAAGGAAAUCAUUCUUGGGAAUUUUAUUGUGCAGAAGGGAAUAUCCAAUCCCAGACUCCGGAAUGAGAUCUACUGCCAGGUGGCGAACCAGACCUGGAAGAACCGUGACAUGGAGGAAUGGCAGAGAGCCUGCCUCCUGAUGACCACCUGCCUGAGCUGUCUGCAGCCUUCGCCCGAGCUGGAGAAGCCUCUGCUCAAGUAUGUGUCCGAUCACAUCAUGGAAGAGUACAGGGCAGUGUGUCAACACAAAGCCCUUAGUGCCAUGCAGUGCGUUCAAAACAGGGCCUUCCCACCCACCCAGCUAGAAUGGACAGCCAAUCACAGGCGAGGACAGAUGGUGCUGGAUGUCCACAUCUCUCAUGAUGAAAAAUUUGCAACAGAGGUGGAGUCCUGGACAACAGGAGAAGAACUUGGAAACUGGAUUUUAAGAUUCCGGGGUCAGCAGGAUGAGCAAAGAGGAUGGACGGUGUCUAUGCACAUUGGAGAGGAAUGGAGAGAUAUGCUUGGCUGUGAUUUUGUCAUGGAUCUCAUUGCUGAAAUCGAAGCAAAGAACUUACUCACAACUCAGCCACCAACCCCUCUUUUCCAUCCACAACAGAAUGAGGAUGCUUAUGAACGCCAUUCAAGUUCUGAGGAAAGCUAUUCAUCACCCGAGUUCAAUGAAGGACAUAUUCCUCCAGCGCCCAACAUACAGGCUCCGCAUCUGCCUCCAGAAAUGUUAUCCUACAACAGCUCUGAAGCUAAUCCACAUGUGUAUGCUUCCUCCUUAACACAGUCCGAGACUUCACCUGGGUAUGGAAACUAUGUGGACAGUCUGUUCGACCCAGUGUUCUCACAUGGAGGAGGGGAAAUGGAGAGACCGAGUGACCUAAACAGGCGGAUGAAAGGAGGAGGGGGGAUAGGCCCACCACACACAGGAGCGUACAUGUCCACAGGUGUACCAAUGGUCCCCAACUACUCAAUGGGUGUUCCGAUGAUGCCUCAGAUGCAACAGAUGGCUGCAUUUCCAGCUUAUCAGACUCCAAUGCCUGCAAUGCAACCCAUGCCUGCGAUGCAACCCAUGCCUGCGAUGCAACCCAUGCCUGCGAUGCAACCCAUGCCUGCGAUGCAACCCAUGCCUGCGAUGCAAACAGUUCCUGUGAUGCAGCCAGUGGAGCCGUCAGUGCCAGUAAUGAUGGUUCCGCAGGCCAGUAUGCCUCAGGUGCAGCCAAUGCAGCAGAUGUCCCAGUACUCAAGGUCUCAGAUUUCUCAGCCUUCAAAUCGAUUCAACUCCUCCUCCCAACUUACAACUCAGCAGGAAACUUUCAUCAACCAGCAGGCUCUUCUACUGGCCCAGCAGAUGACAAUGCAGGCCAUGUCAAUAAGCCAGCAACAACAGAGGGAACAGCGAAAGGAAUUACAAAAGGAGACACAACCUGUUUCAAAGCCAACAAAACCCACAACUACACCUAAGACCAAGUCAAAUCCCGUCCUACCUGAUCCACCCAAACAACCAGUGAAGCCCAAAGAGAAGGAGGAACCCGUCAUCAGUAAAACUCCUCCCAAAGAGAAGGAGCAGCUUCCUACUAACAUGGUCCUUCCACUUGCUAAGGAAGAUGCUGUUGAGGAGACGGACUUGGAACAAUUUGAAUCUUUUCAGCAGAAACGAGCUUUUUUCCUGAAAGUCGGACAGGAGGAAAGUGUGAAGUUGAAACGUCGGUCUAAAAUAUUGCUUCCCAAACCAGAGAAAUCAGAAAAGAAGCAGAAAGCUGAAGAUUCUGGGAGCUCCAAAGAGGAGAAACAGAAAGAAACUGCUCCACCUCCACCUCCCCCUCCUCCAGUAGUCCCAGCCAAAGACUCGCACGAUGAAAAGGAGACGAAGGAGACUGAUGAAAAAGAGAUAGUGAGAACUGCCAACAUCGGAAAGAGACCAGAACCCAGUCACCACAUUCGAGAAAUAAUAAAGAAGUACCAGACCCGACCAUUAUCGCCGCCUCCUAUUCCCAAGCCAAACAGAGUACUAGCAAAACCAUUCCUGAAGAAAACUGAUCCCAAGGAUGAAGCAUUGUCUCUUUUGAGAAAGGCAGGACCUUCAGAUCUUCCAGAGGAUGGAAAUGGAACAUCAGCUGCAAAAGUUCCACCCAAAACAGCACCAAAACCGCAGCACCGUCCUCUGUCCUCUCAGUCCUCGAUACAUCAGCAACUCAACCUUCUACUGUCGCCCAAAGAUGCUCCGCCCCCACCUCCUCCUCUACCUCCUUCUUUAGCUGGCUUAUCUCCAACUUCAACUAACGGUGAAUUUCAGCUCUCCCCAUCGUCACCAAGGGGAGUAUCAGCAAUAUCAUUACAAGAUGAGAAUAUAAAAACCCAACUCUACAGACGGACAGCCAGUGUAUAUUUCUCUUACAUCAAUGUUCCUUGGAAGCUCUACCUGCGCAAAGAGCUCUUUUACCCACGGGAGAAGUUUAAUUCUGAAUAUAUUCUCAACCUGCUGUGCGAACAGAUCUUACAGGACACUUACUCAGGAGGCUGCAAUCGCAUUUCAAAGGAGGAACGGCAAAAGAUGCGAAAUCUACUUGCUGAACAUCACGUUGGAACUAAUAUCAGGAUGCUGCAAGACAGCGGUCUGAAAAAACGAAUUGUUGUGGCUGCACGAGACAACUGGGCUGUUUACUUUUCUCGGCUGUUUUCUGUCAGUGGUGAUGUUGGCAGCAACGUGGAGAUUCUCAGUGUCUCUCAUCGAGGAAUCAAGCUGCUGAAAUCUGUGAAAGCAGUUGGAAUGAAUCCUGAACAUUACAAAGUUCUUCAAAGUUACAGUUAUGUGGAAAUCCAGAGUGCGGAGGUACAGGGAGAGGCUGCACUGGAACUCACUCUGAAAAAUGAGAAGAUGGUCCUUUACUCGGAAAAAGCCAAGCAAGCAAAGAUUCUCAUCAAUCUGUUCCUGGACGAGCUGCGUAAGGACUCCAAGUAUGUCAAGGCUAUUAAAAGCUACAUUACAGACGAUAAAAGUCUGCUAAGCAUGCGUACGGGGGAUAUCAUCAAACUACUGCCCAUGGAUGGACUCCAGCCAGGCUGGCUGUUUGGGUCUGUUGCUGGGCGAUCAGGCCUGUUUCCUGAAGAUCAAGUCCAGCCAACAGCAGCUCCUGAUUACUACAAUGUUAAUCAGGAGAGAUCAAGGAGUAUGUCCUUUUCCAGUAGAUCCUCCAUUAAAAAGAGUCAAGCACUCAGUGAAGUCUCAAGCACCAGAGGAGGAGCAACCAUCUCCUCUAAUUCUUCAUCUGUCAUCAAGUCUGCAUCAAGCACUUACUCCUUGCCUGAACAGGGACAGUAUGUAAUGACCGAGUUCGCAAUGAAGUACUUCAGAGAGCCUGUGACUACACCUGAAAUGAAGAAUAUGAGUGCAAAAGGAAAGAAACCUAAUUACUUGGUCAGACACACAAAGGUUCCCAUCCAGCAGUCACUACUUUAUCUUGUUGACAAUGAAUUGAAUGAACUUGCUACACAGAAUUUCAUGGCUGUUAUGAGGUUUAUGGGAGACCAGCCUUUGAAGAAGAAACAUUCUGAUACUGACUGCUUAGAGAGUAUCCUGAAGCUGUGCAAGAAGGAAGAAUUGCUACUGGAUGAAGUCUGUUGUCAGAUCAUCAAGCAAAUCACAGACAACCCCAAGAAUGAAAGCUGCGUAAAGGGUUGGAGGAUGCUCUACAUCUUCCUGGGCUACUACUCUUGCACAAACAACCUCAACCCUUACGUCACCAGCUAUCUGCAGGAUAUCUCCUUUAACCCCAAUCACCCAUUCCAAGAAAUAGCAAAGCAUUGCCAGGAAAACCUUGAACGCACUUUGAAAUUUGGAGGCCGGCAACAUCUCCCAAGUAACCUUGAAAUGGCUGCUAUUGCCAAAGGACGCAGCUCGCGAAGGAUCAACGUGCAACUGCCUGGGAAGUUGGUUCAUGUGUCCAAGAUCAAGCCCUUCACAAUAGGAAAUGAAUUGGUGAUGGAAAUAUGUGCCACUAUUGGGAUUACUGACUCUGAAGAAGCUAAGGAGUUUUCGCUGAUUGCUGAUAAAGAUAAUGGGAGGGUUGCCAAACCCAUUCGAUGGUCUGAAUAUAUUUUCGAUUUCCUGCUGGAUGAUAACUCAGUCAAAUUUUAUUUUCAACGUAUCAUUUGGAAAGAACCUUUACAUUUCUACAAUGACCUCUAUAUCAAAUUACAUUAUAAUCAGGUGGUUCCGAUUUAUCUGAAGGGACAGCUGCUCUUGCCAAACAACAGCUCUGAAGCAGAACACCUCAUUGCAAUCCUGGCAGCCUAUCAAUUCAAGGGCAGCGAGGAGAACCCUGAGCCAACUAAGCAGCAGUUGAAGAUGUACUUCCCUAAAACACUGGGAAAAGUGAACUCUGAUGCAGUCCUGAAACAAACUCUCCUACAACUUGAUGCAAUGCACAAUCUUAGUCCUGUUGAAGCCAAGAUGCACUUCUUAACUACAGUGCAUGCCAUGCCUCUGUUUGGUUACAAUAUUUUUGAGGUGAAGUCGACCAGCUCAUCUUGGAUUCCAGUUCCAUGCAUCAUUGCAUUCAAUGAGGAAGAUCUGAUGGUGUUAAGUGAGGAAGCCAAGGAAGAACACCUGAGUAUUUCUGUGAGGGAGAUUCAGAUGAUGCGAAUGAAACGGCCAGCGGAUGAAUCAAGCUUUCCAUUGAUGGAAAUAAACUAUGGCCCUGCAGUCAAACCACAUAUGAUCGCUUUUGAAGUGAAAGAGGCAAAGAAGAUCUGCCACAUGAUUAGAAUGAUCCUGGACGACAUACUGCAGACCACCUACACAUGACCUACACAAGAUCACAUACAAAGAUGGGUUAGAGUUCCAGUGUUACUGCUAGGUUAAUCAAAGUUUAUCAAACUGAAACACAAUGCGAUCCAAAUUAAUACAGAAUGAUCACCCCUUAUCUGAAAUCCCAAAACCCAGAAAUUUCCAAAAUCUGAACUAGUUUUGAGUGCUGACACGACAUCACAAAAUGAAUAUUCCACAAGGUGCUGGGAAGGUCCCCAGGUGACUCACAGAUCUCUACCCACCACAGACAGUUCGGAGAUGUGCCCUCACAUAUGCAAUGAACAGAAGUUAAUUAGAAACACUACAUAAAGUGAAAAAUGAAGAUGUUGAUCGUGUUUUGAAAGAGUUUUUGAGUCAGCAUCAGAGUGAACAUAUACUGUCUAACAGUAGGCUGAUCAUGAAACAAGCAAAGAUCAAUCAUGAUGAACUAGUAUCUGUGAAUAUUCAGCAGUCUGGUUGUAUAAAUUUAAGAAUAGACACAGCACUGCAUUUUUAAAGAUUUGGGUUGUUAAAGUGUCUACUGAUCACCAAACAGCAGAGAAAUUCUUUAACAAGUUUGCCAAGAUCGUCACUGAUGAAAAUCUAACACACUGAACGGCUGCAUCAAUACAUAUGUGUGAUGCAAGACAAAGAUUACAUAAUGGUAGCACAUGAAUUCCGAAUCAGGAAUGAUAGUUAUACCAAACCUGAGUGACUGAGGUAGUGAUUGCUGUUAAAAAACAAAACUACCUCCAGGGAUACAGUGGGUAAGGCUGGACACGUGACAUAAAAGGAAUUCACGUUUAGACUCAGCUGCUCGCUCCGAGUUGUCUCAUAUGUAAAUACACCAAAAUUGGAAAUACUUCUGGCCCCAAUCAUUUCAGAUAAGGGUUGUUCAAUCUGCACUCAGCUGCAGACACCAGAUAUAAUUAAACUUCCAGCUAUUUAGUAAAAUAUAAUAAAUUUGAAGUGGCCACUUUUUGCCUUGCCUAGAGGUCUGCCCAGAAUCACCAACAUUCAAUAUGGUCACAGAUUCAGACCAAAUCAUCCGAGGGAACUCCCAUCUUCACCUGGUGACUAAUUUUAGCUGUAAACUGCACCAUUUAGCGUUGAGUCUGCAAACACUGUGGCAAGUUCUCCAUCACUGGUCCAUGACUGGCAUAAGGAGGAAGUCAAGUGAUUGGCCUUCCCAUGUACACAUGAUCCCAGUGCGAAAGCCCACAGUACAGCUUCCCAUCCAACAGCCUAGUGAUCACUUCACAGCCAGGUUCUGACACCUAAAUUCCUCUGUGUGAAUGAAGGUUUUCUUGUGUUUGUUGAGAGAGCAGCUUAUUUUAAUGAAAAGGUUUGUUGGAAACUGGAGACAACAUGAAAUAAACUAAAACAACAAACAUGUAAAUAUACAUCUCAAAGCUGCGAAUGAAACAGCUAUUUAUCUUUUUAAAUAGACCUCUUUUUAUUCUCUUUUUAUUUUUUGUUCAUUUUUUAAUGUUUUUCAAGUUUAUAUUUCCAAAAUCAUCUAAGUUAAUAUUCUGACAUUGAUACCACAAGGUGCUGCUUCAGAAUAAAGUGAAAAUGCAGUAUAUCAUUGUAGUGUUCUGGAUAAUCUGUUGGCACUGGCACUUUAAAACCACCCUAGCAGUACACUGUACAGCAGAGAUAAAACCAAGCAUGCUCAUGGAACUUUUGCUGCUUUUCGGUCUGAUUAGCAGAAAUAUUUAGCCUUUAAUCUCCAAAUGCUAAUUUUCAGAACACCUGGCAAGAUUAAGAUUAAAGUGAUGAAUUAUGCAGUGUGGUGGUACCCAGGUCCAAUGGGUGUCAGGAAAAGUUCAAUUUAAAUUAUUAUGUUAGGCCAUUUCCAGAAUCUGAUCUGUUAAUCAUUUUAUGAAAUCCAUUAAAGUUCCAUCUAGAAAGGAAAUGUUACAUAAUGCUAGAUGAGACCUGUAAAUAACUUCAACUAUAGGGCAUUCAAAGGUAUUUGAAAUAACCUCCAACAGUAUAAUCAUAAUUGAAAGCCUUAGCCAGGAUACAAAAAAAAGAUUAUCAUAAACACGAGGGAUUCUGCAAACGUUGGAAAUCCAGAAGAGCACACACAGGAACCAGCAGCUAUGGAAAUGAAUAAACAGUCAACGUUUCUGACCGAGACCCUUCAUCAGGACUGGAAAGGAAUGAGAAAAUGCCAGAAUAUUUUAUGUUAAGGGUAAUAUUACAGAAUAUUUCAUCUCAACCGAAGUUUGAUGCUCAGUGUAAAAGCUAGGGAACAAGCUUCCUAUCCCACCACCUCUUCAUCAAACACCACAGCUUUUCUUCGGUCGUGACCUAGACAAAAAGACAAUCCUGAAAUGUAAGUUUCCAUAUACCGGAAAUGAAACAGUUGGAAUUUUCACUUUCCUUUGCUUUGUAGCUUUGUUCCUAAUGAUCAAAUAACGCAGUUUAGACAGGUUACUGUUUUAUACCUAGAAAAAUUAAAUUCUAUUUAAGAUCAU
Hypanus sabinus (Atlantic stingray) is the source of this 13913-nucleotide messenger RNA. Its product is annotated as unconventional myosin-XV-like. Gene Ontology annotation, cellular component: cytoskeleton; myosin complex. Gene Ontology annotation, molecular function: ATP binding; protein binding; cytoskeletal motor activity. The transcript is spliced from 71 exons. The coding region runs from base 1 to 11445 and encodes 3814 amino acids. The record is from RefSeq and is a predicted model, not a curated record. NCBI's taxonomy places the organism in Eukaryota, Metazoa, Chordata, Chondrichthyes, Myliobatiformes, Dasyatidae.